Gadus morhua (Atlantic cod) is the source of this 2002-nucleotide messenger RNA. RefSeq lists its product as uncharacterized. The transcript is spliced from 13 exons. The record is from RefSeq and is a predicted model, not a curated record. NCBI's taxonomy places the organism in Eukaryota, Metazoa, Chordata, Actinopteri, Gadiformes, Gadidae. Gene Ontology annotation, molecular function: nicotinate-nucleotide adenylyltransferase activity; nicotinamide-nucleotide adenylyltransferase activity; lipid binding. Gene Ontology annotation, biological process: NAD+ biosynthetic process. Gene Ontology annotation, cellular component: mitochondrion. Bases 350 to 1981 code for a protein of 543 amino acids.
ACUUUAAUAAACAAACCACUGCGGCGACUUUGUCGUUUAGAUUACAAUACAUUUUCCGUACGUUACUUCAAGAUCGUAAUCCAUCACAAUAGUCAGUGCAUUUUACUAGCGUAGCUAGUUGAGGCUAGCUGUAUGCCCUGUGAAAGUCAUUGGUUCGUGUUUGAAGUAUGGUUUUGUUGUUAUUAUUGGUAGUAACGUGAGGGGCCGGCUACUGUUUCCUAACUGGCAUCGAUACGUAACCAAUCGAUUCACUUCGUUUUCCUGUGGCCGUGCGACAUUGCACCUAGCACGAUUUCCUUAAGGCACAGAGGCAAGGACAUGAUGUUGUGAAGUUGUACCAUAAGCCAAGAUGGCUGCCGGCCGAAUUCCACUGGUGUUGCUAGCCUGCGGCUCCUUCAACCCCAUCACCAACCAGCAUAUGAGGCUGUUUGAGCUGGCCAGAGACCACAUGCACAGCACAGGUAACUACCAGGUUGUUAAAGGCAUUGUAUCCCCAGUGAGUGAUGGCUAUGGCAAACAGGGCCUUGUGUCGGCCGAGCACAGGAAUGCCAUGGCGAAGCUGGCCCUGCAGACCUCUGAUUGGAUAACGAUUGACGAAUGGGAGAGCGACCAGCCAGACUGGACAGAGACAGUCGUCACUAUGAGGCAUCACCAUGGGUGCAUACUGAAACAGUACCAGCAAAGCACAGGUCCAUCGCCCCAGCUGAAGCUGCUGUGCGGGGCGGACUUCCUGGAAGGCUUCCGCGUGCCGGGCAUGUGGCGGCCUGAGGACCUGGAGGAGCUGGCCGGCGCGUACGGCCUCGUGUGCGUGAGCCGCGGCGGGCUGCAACCGGAGCGCGCCGCUCACGAGUCGGACGCGCUGUGGCGCCACCGCCGCAACGUGUUCCUGGUGCGCGAGUGGGUGCACAACGAGGCCAGCGCCACGGAGGUGCGGCGCGCCCUGCGCCGGGGCCUCAGCGCCAAGUACCUGCUGCCCGACGACGUCAUCGACUACAUCGGCCGCCACGCCCUCUACACCGACGCCAGCGAGAGCAAGAACCAGGGCACGCCGCUCAGACCCCUGGCCAAGCAAUACCAGCCGGGGGGGACGGGGGGGAGCCUGGCAUGUGCUACGACGGCCUUGAGCUUCACUUGCACUUUUACUCGAACUACUGGAAGUAAGAACAACACUGCCAAGAUGCCGAUUGACUUGAACGGAUACUGGAAAAUGAUUUCCAACGAUAACUUCGAGGAGUAUCUGAAGGCGCUCGAGGUCAAUGUGGCCAUCAGGAAGAUCGCCACCCUGCUGAAGCCCGACAAGGACAUCACGCAGGACGGGGACCACAUCACCAUCAAGACGCUCAGCACCUUCAAGAACUACAACAUGGACUUCACCGUGGGGCAGGAGUUCGAGGAGGACCUCUCAGGGGUGGACGACAGGAAGUGCAUGACCACUGUCUCCUGGGAUGGGGACCGGCUGGUGUGUGUGCAGAAGGGAGAGAUCGAAGGCAGGGGCUGGACCCACUGGGUGACCGGUGAUGAGCUCCAUCUGUGUGCUCUUCUAUAUCGGCCCAGCUUGCCUUCAGCCUCCACCAUGCCUGCGGACUUCAAUGGAAAAUGGAUACUGGAAACCAAUGAAAAGUUUGAGGAAUACCUGAAAGCCUUAAAUAUUGAUUUUGCCACAAGGAAAAUCGCCAUGUCGUUGUCGCAGACCAAAGUGGUCACCCAGCGUGGAGACUCUUUUGAGUUCCAAACCCUGAGCACCUUCCGCAACUACGAACACUCCUUCACAAUAGGGGUUGAGUUUGACGAGUUCACCAAGGGACUGGACAACAGGCACGUCAAGAGUCUGGUGAACUGGGAAGGGGACAAGCUGGUCUGCACCCAGAAGGGAGAGAAGGCGAACCGCGGCUGGAAGCACUGGAUCCAAGGAGACAAGCUUUACCUGGAGUUAACGUGUGAGGAUGUAGUUUCUGUUCAAGUUUUUAAGCGGAAAGAAUAAACACCAACAUUUUCAACUGUU